This is a messenger RNA of Drosophila hydei, 2482 nucleotides long. It is a transcript of the gene SecCl, whose product is annotated as glycine receptor subunit alpha-4. Gene Ontology annotation, cellular component: synapse; membrane; neuron projection. The record is from RefSeq and is a predicted model, not a curated record. The transcript is spliced from 7 exons. Gene Ontology annotation, molecular function: transmembrane signaling receptor activity; extracellular ligand-gated monoatomic ion channel activity; chloride channel activity. Gene Ontology annotation, biological process: signal transduction; nervous system process; chemical synaptic transmission. Lineage: Eukaryota; Metazoa; Arthropoda; Insecta; Diptera; Drosophilidae. The coding region runs from base 716 to 2263 and encodes 515 amino acids.
GACCCUGCGUUGUUGCCUUUUCGCUGUUCGAUAGCUAACAACGUAGCAGACCGGGAAUACCUUCAGAAGCCGACAAAAACGAGAGUCAAGCUGGUGUUGUUGUUGCCGUUGUUGGCUGGCUGUCUUAUCAGCAAACCGAACACACACACAACACUUUUCUCUGUUCAUUUUUUUGGAUAACUGCGGCAAGUUACAGACAAUUUUCGCUAGCUUCCAGCUCAGCUGCUCAGUCGCUCGACUGCUCAGCUGCUCAAUUGCUCACCUGUUCAGGCACUCAGCUGCUGAGCAUUCGGCUCAGUGCUUUGUGAGUGUUCGACGCCGACGUCGACGCCGCCGACAAAAAACGACGGCAGCAGCGCAAUCAGGUAUUUCUGCGAGGCGCAAACGCGACGUGAGAUCAAAGCGCCAACGACUAGCAACAGGUCCACGUCCUCGCCAUUAGAACUUAAACCCAAAUAAAAUAUAAAUUAAAAUCACAAUAUUCAAAUCAAUUAAAUUUAUGAAAUAAAUAAAGCGCAUUCGGAUCGAUUGAUUGGAAGUGAAUGUGUAGCGAAGCGAGGAUAAAAAAAGAUCGUGUGCCAAUCGAGCCGAGGUGACAAAGCAACUGUUCAAGUGUUUCAAAAUAUCAAAACAUGAGCAUUAUGCAAAUCGAAUAAAUUAAGUAAAGUGCUGACAAAAAAAAAAACAACAACAACAGAAACACAAUUUCUAGAAAAUGAAGCGACAGUUGAUAAAAUUAUUGCUCAUAACAUUCAUAUGCGGCAACGUACAAACGACUUUUGGCGCCGCCAAUGAUAGCAAUGUGGACGAGAACUGUCCAACGCUGGCCAAUGCGGACAGCCUACAAUAUACCGAGCUGAUCCAAAGAAUGACGCAUGUCUGCCGCUACGAUCGCUUGGAGCGGCCCAUAGAAUAUGACCAGAUAACGUCUAAGCGUCUGCCCAUUGUGGUCAAGCUGCGCAUCUAUGUAUACCUGCUGCAGAAUCUGAAUUCGGACCUGCUGCAGUUCAAGAUGCACGCCCUGCUGCAGCUGAGCUUCCAGGACAAGCGUCUGGCCUACAAGGAAUUCGCGCCGGAGCGACACGAAACGAUCUUGGGCCAGAAACAUUUGAGCGAACGACUCUGGCUGCCGCACAUCUUUUUUGCCAACGAACGAGAGUCCAGCAUCUUGGGCACCGAUGAGAAGGACGUGCUGACGUCCAUAUCGAGGGAUGGCAAUGUGAUAAUCUCGACACGCAUUCAAGCCUCGCUCUACUGUUGGAUGAACUUCAAGAAGUUCCCAUUCGAUCAGCAGUAUUGCUCCACUGUGCUGGAGAGCUGGAUGUACAACACCUCCGAUUUAUUGCUGGAAUGGGAGGAUCGUGCGCCCAUAUCCUUUGAUCCUGAUAUGCGACUCACUGAGUAUAAUCUGGGCCAGUAUUGGCAUAACACCUCCGUUGUGCUCUCCGAUGAGGUCAACAUGCGACAUGGCGCCUUCCAGGGCAACUAUAGCUCGCUUAGCUAUACUGUGAACUUGCAGCGUGAGAUUGGUUUCUACUUGCUGGACUACUACCUGCCCUCCAUGAUGAUUGUGGCCAUUUCAUGGGUAUCCUUCUGGCUGCAAGCUGAUGCUUCCCCUCCACGCAUAAUGUUGGGCACCAGCACCAUGUUGUCCUUCAUCACGUUGUCCUCAUCGCAGAGCAAAACUCUGCCGAAGGUCAGCUACAUUAAGGUGUCGGAAGUGUGGUUCAUUGGCUGCACCUUCUUCAUUUUCGGCAGCCUGGUGGAGUUCGCUUUCGUGAAUACGAUAUGGCGGCGCAAGGAGAAUAUCGAGCUGAAGAAAGUUAAUAGUAAAUAUAUUAUAAAAUCUACAUUGACGCCACGCCCCUCGCGACGACAGCUGGGCGGCAGUCUGAGCAACGAGUCCAGAGCGCGCUCCUGCUCCAGUUUGGACAAUAUUGUAUCCAGCACGGAGAGCGUGCGCAAUGGCAAUGGUACAGUUAAUCCUGGUUUCAACAACUAUCUAACUGUUCAUCCCAACUUGCCCAUCAUACGCACCGAAUGCGCCGAUACGCUCUCCGUAUGCAGCGCGCGCUCCACCAAUGAUCACAUUGUGGACAUCGAUAAGGAUAAGGAGAAGGAGAAAGAGAAGGAUGCGCCCACAUUUACAACCAUGACGCCGCAAGAGAUUGCCAUGUGGAUUGAUAGACGUUCCCGUCUGCUGUUUCCUGGCAUGUUUUUGGCUUUCAAUGCGCUUUACUGGAUUUUUGUGUACUGUUUUUAAGCCCAUAUACACACACACAUACACACACACAUUUAUAUAAGUGUGAAUUAUCAACGCAUGCAAACAUUUGUUGCCAUACGCUCAUAAUAAUUACGUUUAUUGUAAUAUGUAUAAAUUAGUUGUAAGCUGGAUCAUCUCAUAGUCAUAGUUGUACAUACAUCGCCCGAAUCGUAUAAAGACAAUCCAAAAAAAUAAAUAUUUUUAGUAUAAAAAAUCAGA